This is a messenger RNA of Hippoglossus stenolepis (Pacific halibut), 2802 nucleotides long. Its product is annotated as MAGUK p55 subfamily member 7. The coding region runs from base 164 to 2056 and encodes 630 amino acids. The transcript has 20 exons. The record is from RefSeq and is a predicted model, not a curated record. Lineage: Eukaryota; Metazoa; Chordata; Actinopteri; Pleuronectiformes; Pleuronectidae. Gene Ontology annotation, molecular function: protein binding. Gene Ontology annotation, biological process: protein localization to adherens junction. Gene Ontology annotation, cellular component: cell-cell junction; plasma membrane.
CCUGGCACAUAUCGACUGAAUCUGUUACAAUCUGGCCGCUCGAACUAUAAACAACCUCUCUGCACAAGUGGAUGUUCAAAUGCAGCUCUCACUCUCUGGGUAUUGAGCUGCUUGGUCUGCCUGAGCUGGGCCUGAUGGAAGGGGCAGUCGCCGAGUCAGGGAGAUGCUGAGCCGAACAGAACACAGAGGCGUGUGCAGGCUGCUAUCUUCAGUGAUGUCUGGAACAGAGUCUCACACAGACAGAGAGGAGGACUACAGGUUCCUCCACAGCAUGUUGAUGGAGAAGAAGCUGCACUUGCUCUUCAAGAUCCACGAGCGGCUGAAGCGGUUUGAGAAGCGAAGCCCCGUCCCCGUCCAAGAGCAUGCAGCACGUCUGGCAUCAGAUUUGGUAGAGGAACUCAUAUACCAAGGCUGGAGAGAUGAGGUCAAAGAACUGGUUGCUCUCUUUUCCAAACCCCACUUUAAGAGUCUCCUGCUUGUCCAUGACGCUGUAGCUCAGAGGGACUUUGAGCCGUCUCUUCCACCAGUACCUGACGAUGUGCUGGAGGAGGACGAGGAUUCAGUCAAAAUUGUCAGUCUGGUCAAAACCAAAGAGCCACUGGGGGCAACGAUUAAGAGGGAUAAAGCGACCGGGGCCAUUGUGGUGGCGAGGAUCAUGAGAGGAGGUGCAGCUGAUAAAAGUGGUCUGAUCCAUGAAGGCGAUGAGCUGAAAGAGGUGAAUGGAGUCUCACUGGAGAACAGGAAGCCAAAGGAGAUCCUUCCUCUAAUGGAUCGUUAUCAGGGUAACGUCACAUUUACGAUCAUCCCGGCCUCCUCCAAGGAAGAAAUGUUGUCAAAGAAGCUCUUUGUCCGGGCUCUGUUUGAUUAUGAUCCAAACGAGGAUCCCACUGUCCCGUGCAAAGACGCGGCGGUUUCCUUUAAAAGAGGCGACGUCCUGCAGAUUGUCAACAUGGAGGAGGACACCUGGUGGCAGGCUUGUCACCUCGGCGACAGCGACAGUCGGGCAGGGCUGAUCCCCUCCCCCCAGCUCCAUGAGAGGAGAGUCGCACUACAGCGACCCAAAGCCCUGUUCAAGCCUCGGCAAGUCAAACCACCAGAUGAGGGGGAAGUCACGGAGGAUGUCGACUACGGAGCUAUAACAGGGAUCCACGUCGCUGGUUUAAGAAGAAGUUUCCGACUAGGCAGAAAGAGCAGUUGGGCCAGAGAGGUGGCUCGGUCCAGGAGGUGGAGUGAAGGGGUACAUGGCUCAUUUCAUCCCCCUGCCUACAUAGAGGUGUCCCCCUAUCACAGAGACCCCAAGGACAGACACCGCCUGGUCGUUCUGGCUGGGCCCAGCGGCGUUGGCGUCAGCGAACUGAAGAAGAGGCUCCUGAUCUCAAACCCUGACCGUUAUGGCGUCACAGUGCCGUACACCACACGUGAGAAGAGACAGCAGGAGAACGAAGGGGUGGAUUAUCAUUUUGUGCCAAUUAACAUGUUUGAGGAGGACAUUCUCAAUCACAGGUUCAUAGAGUAUGGGCGAUACAAAGGUCAUUACUAUGGAACCAGUCUAGACUCUGUGCACAGAGUAAUGGCCCAGGGCAAGGUGUGCGUCCUGGAUGCACAUCCAAGUAAAAUAAAGCACGUGUACACAUCUGAAUUCAAACCAUACGUGGUGUUUGUGAAGCCGCCACGUAUCGAGGAGCUGCGUCUCACCAGGCGGCGAGUGAAAUUCAUCUGCGAUGAGGACGACGCAAACCCAGUCAAGAUCUUUUCAGGCGGAGUGAGGUCAAACACCCUGGACGUAACACACCCACCCAACCCCGCACAUGUACACAUGACCAAAGAAGAGGAUUUUGAGGACAUGAUCAACUUAGCUGAAACAAUGGAGAACCAGCACGGUCACCUGUUCGACAAGGUGAUGGUUAAUGGAGAUAUCGCCGUGGCGUUCAGGGAGCUGAAGGCAGACCUGGAGAAGAUUGAGGAGACAGAGGUCCAGUGGGUUCCUGCAGAUUGGAUCUGCUCCUCGCCAACAACGGAGCGGAGAAGUUGUGGUCAUUUGACCGGCUGGAUUUGAACUUUAAGCUCUUUAGACACAUAAGAUCCUCAGAUUAAGUUUCUUGUUGUUAAAUGAUGCGUUUUACUUUGAAAUUGUUUUUGACAGAACUUUGCUUGGAUGAGAAAUAUGCCAACCAUGUAUUUUUUUCUCCCAUAGGAUAGGCAACAUUUUUUAAUAAUUACUGUUUGUAAAAUAUAACGUUAGAUUUCAACACCUUGGAUGAAGAACCUUGGGCAACAGGUUUAUUUUUUUCAUAUUUUACACAUUUUUCCAUUUGUAAACAACUGCUGAUUACCACAGUUUUCCACAGUGUCCCUGAGCAUGGAUCUAAUUAGGCAAACAGAGUCCAUGUCCCUCUCCCUCCGUCUGUCUCAGAGCCAGUUUUUCUGUUGGCAUUUGGCUGAAAUAACGUCGGCUCGCAAGUCGAAGAAGAAGAAGAAGAAGAAGAAGAAGAAGAAGAAGAAGAAGAAAAAAGGAAAAGGAAACUCCUCCAGAGCUUGUGGCUGAGUGUAAUCCUUCCCUGCCAAGUCGCAAACAUCAGCAUGUAAUUAUUCUGACAGCUGCUGCACUUCAAUUAACUGUAAUGUACACCAGAGAAAUAUUAUUAGUAACAGUCGGGAAGACCUUAUUGCCAACAAUAUGCUGUAGAAAAUAGAGACACAACAGUCAAUUAAAAAGCAUAGACAACGCAGGCGUGGAGAUGGUGUUCUGGUGGUAUUGUGUAUAACAUUUAAAGACGAGGACUAUUAAAUUUAAAGUUAAAA